GGAGCAAAACAUGACAGAAACAGAUGCCUUUUAUAGAAGUGAGACGUUUGAUCCAGCAGAAGAGUACAAAAUGGACCACAGGAAGAGAGGAAUUGCUUUAAUCUUCAACCAUGAGAGAUUCUUCUGGCACUUAACACUGCCAGAAAGGCGUGGCACCAUGGCAGACAGAGAUAAUCUUAAACGCAGGCUUUCAGAUCUAGGAUUUGAAGUGAAAUGCUUUAAUGAUCUCAAAGCAGAAGAAGUACUGCUCCGAAUUCAUGAGGUGUCCGCCUCAAGCCACAGAGAUGCCGAUUGCUUUCUGUGUGUUUUCCUGAGUCAUGGUGAAGGCAAUCACAUUUAUGCGUAUGAUGCCAAAAUUGAAAUUCAGACACUGACUGGUUUGUUCAAAGGAGACAAGUGUCAGAGCCUGGUUGGAAAACCCAAGAUAUUUAUCAUCCAGGCUUGUCGGGGAAGCCAGCAUGAUGUGCCAGUCAUUCCUAUGGAUGCUGUGGAUAAUCAGACAGAUAAACUGGAAGCCAAUGUAACAGAAGUAGAUGCAGCCUCCAUUUACACACUGCCUGCAGGUGCGGACUUCCUCAUGUGUUACUCUGUUGCAGAAGGUUAUUAUUCUCACCGGGAAACUGUGAACGGCUCAUGGUACAUUCAAGAUUUGUGUGAGAUGCUGGGAAAGUACGGUUCCACCUUAGAGUUCACAGAACUCCUCACGCUGGUCAACAGGAAAGUUUCUCAGCGCCGGGUGGACUACUGUAAAGAUCCAAGUGCAAUUGGAAAGAAGCAGGUUCCCUGCUUUGCCUCAAUGCUUACUAAAAAGCUGCAUUUCUUUCCAAAAUCUAAAUGAUAGGAGCUAUUUUCUCUCUUGCAUCUAUUGAAAAUGGUU
Molecule: messenger RNA, 877 nt
Organism: Orycteropus afer afer
Lineage: Eukaryota; Metazoa; Chordata; Mammalia; Tubulidentata; Orycteropodidae
Gene: CASP6
Product: caspase 6
Biological process (GO): apoptotic process; proteolysis
Cellular component (GO): cytoplasm
Source: RefSeq, a predicted model, not a curated record